This is a messenger RNA of Medicago truncatula (barrel medic), 828 nucleotides long. Its product is annotated as CRIB domain-containing protein RIC4. The record is from RefSeq and is a predicted model, not a curated record. The transcript has 3 exons. NCBI's taxonomy places the organism in Eukaryota, Viridiplantae, Streptophyta, Magnoliopsida, Fabales, Fabaceae. The coding region runs from base 195 to 713 and encodes 172 amino acids.
AAAUUGAAUCCUAAGGGAGUACCCCAUCCCCAUGUGUGUCUUACUAUAUUAUGACUACAAUAUAACUUGAAUAGCUAUCUAUCUAUAUCUAUAUAUUGUAGUUGUUAUAUCUCCAUUCAAGGGUUGCAUUUUUUGGUGGAUCAAUUAAUUCAGCUCCAAAUUCCAAUUGAGAUAUUCACCUUUCCUAAGAAAUAAUGAGACAGAGAAUGGAAAGGCUUGUCAUUCUUCCUUUCUCAGCUGGUUGUAUCUCUGAGGCCAGUGUUGCUGUUGGUGUUCCACAUCCAAGAAGAUCAAAACCUGCAGAGACUAAUUCACCACAUGAUGCAAUAAAAGGAUCUAAAGGAGUCGAGGAUUCGGAGAUUUUGUCCGGUGAAAGUAUGAAGAAUUCUUUGAGAUUGCUUGAUGUUGUUCCAAAGCCUAACCUAUCCUUCAACAAGCUGUUCAAAGGCUUCAAGAACUUUUCUCAAUUGUUUGUGGAGAAAGAAGAGGACUUAGAAGAAGCAGAAAUGGACAUGGAAAUAGGGUGUCCAACAGAUGUACAACAUGUGACACACAUAGGUUGGGAUGGUGUUACAACCUCAUGUGCUGCUCAUGACCCAAUGAGGGGAUGGGAUUCUCUCAUUCCUCCUGAGCUUCUCUCUGUAGCCUCUCAAUCUUUACAGACAAAACAUGAAACAACAUCUCCCAUCAACAUCAUGCCUUCUAUUGCUUGAUUAAUUGAAGAUUGUAUCUUUUAAAUGAUAUAUGUAUGAGAAACUAGAAACAUGAAAGUGUGAUUAAUGGUUGUGGAUAUAUACAAAUAUAUUAUAUAAGUAUAUAUUAUGGUGA